This is a messenger RNA of Schistosoma intercalatum, 492 nucleotides long. The record is from the annotation of a GenBank genome assembly. NCBI's taxonomy places the organism in Eukaryota, Metazoa, Platyhelminthes, Trematoda, Strigeidida, Schistosomatidae.
AUGGCUGAGAUGUCAGAAAAAAGUUCGAAACCAUCGCCGCUGUUAAUUCCUCCUUCAAAUAAAGGUUAUCAACUUUUAACUAGAAUAGGUUGGCGUGAUGCUGCCCUCGAUCCAGGAUAUGAAGAACUGAAGACUUCGAAAGUACUGGCUGGCAUUUCAACUAACGAGUAUAAAUCACAUUUCUGCAUUAAAAACGGCGGUUUGGGUGCUUCCAGACCAGGUCGACGCUUUCCUGUAGCAACCGUUUUAAAACGCGAUCGUCUCGGUUUUGGAUGGCCAAAUAAAACAAAUACUGCAAGAAUUACACAUUUCAGCGCAGGUGAUUCAAAAGCAGUUGAAUGUCCCAAAGACGUGAGACUUCAUCACUCAUCCAUUAAAAUGGACUCGAAAUAUAUGAUAAGAAAAAUGAAUUUAGAAAAGAAGAAAGAACGUAUUAUAAGACAAGGGUUUAAUUUGACUGAUGAACAGUUAGCUUUGCUCUAUGACAAAUGA